AUGUCCGAAUACACAGCUGGCGCAGCCGGCAUGACCGCCGUUGACAACAGAGACUGGGAAACCGCCAUCACUCAGCUCUCCAAGGCGAUCAAGGUCAUCAAAUCCCCCAAGUGGCUCAUCGGCCGCUCCAAGGCCUACAUCGGCACAAAGGACUUCCGCCGCGCCCUCCGCGACGCCGAGCUCGCUCAAGUCGCCGCCGCGGGCCGCAACAACCGCCCCUUCAUGGCCGACGCGCAGUACCGCCGCGCCGUCGCCCACUUCCGUCUCGGCGAGCUGGCCAACGCGGAUACCUGCGCGACCUGGGCCCAGCGCAUGGUCGAGGGCAAGAGCAUGGCUGAGCUGAGGGCUCCCGAAGUCGAUGACAAGGGGUUUGCGCAGGGUACCAGGAAGGUGCUGCAGGACGAGAUAACGGCUGUCCGGCAGACGGAGGAUCCGGCGCAGAGUAAAUUUGGCGCGAUCUGGAACUCCAUUUGCGCUUUGCGGCUGCAGAUCCUGGGCGGGCUGGAGAAGCUUGCCGAGGACGACGAGAAGAGAAAGGUGACGGUCAAGUUUGCACCUGACGUUUCGCUCGAUGCCCCCGACACGGACGAGGUGGAGGAGUUUACAAAGGAGGAGAUUGAGGUGGCCAAGGCCGAGGCGGUCGCGAAGCCGCAGCCAAAGAAGGAUGUGCGCGUGGACUUCUUCCAGAGCAGUACCACUUUGACGGUCACUGUCUUUGCGAAGAACAUCCCCAAGGACGACUUCAAGGUCGACUAUGGCGAAGCUUUCCAACAGAUCAGCAUGUCACACAUUCCCGGCCAUGAGCCCUCUUACACGAUCCACCUCCACGGCCGCAUCGACCCCGCUGGCUCCAAGCAUACCGUCACCGCGAACAAGAUCGAGUUCCAACUCAAGAAGGCGGAGGCCGUCAAGUGGCCUACACUGCAACGUCCCGCCGACAGCGUCGCCCCGGCAGCGAACAAGUCCAACCCAUCGCCCGCUACAACCGCAAUCGCGCAACCCAAGGCCGCCGCGACCUCCGGCCCCGCAUACCCGACCUCUUCCAAGUCCGGACCCAAGAACUGGGACAAGCUCGAAGGCGCCGACGACGAUGAUAGCUCCGAUAUCAACGGGUUCUUCAAGACGCUGUACAAGGACGCCACGCCAGAGGCACGACGCGCCAUGAUGAAAUCCUUUACCGAGAGCAACGGCACCUCGCUCAGCACCGAUUGGGAGGACGUCAAAAACCGCAAGGUCGAGACUGUGCCUCCCGAAGGUGUCGAGGCUAAGAACUGGGAGUCUUGA
Molecule: messenger RNA, 1284 nt
Organism: Colletotrichum acutatum
Lineage: Eukaryota; Fungi; Ascomycota; Sordariomycetes; Glomerellales; Glomerellaceae
Product: CS domain-containing protein
Exons: 2
Coding region: 1-1284 (427 amino acids)
Molecular function (GO): protein-folding chaperone binding
Source: RefSeq, a predicted model, not a curated record